GCUUAUUUUUUUCAGUCUACGACACGCAGUUAGUAAACGGGGAAGUGAAUUUACUGCAAUUGGAAAAGUGAUUUUACUGCAGCGGAAAAGUUUGAUAAUUGUGUAGGAAAUAAAAUAUUAAUAAACUUAAUUGUACAUACAUAAAACUGUGCUAAAACAAAAUAAUAAUAAGUUUGUGAGGGUACGAAGAAGAAAUAUUGUUUUCUAGAUCGCCAUUUAGAAAGUGUAUAAAUAUACCAACACUAAGGCAGAGUGCGUACAUUGUGGAGAGUGUGGAAUGUGAGGGUGUCAAGGAGUUACCGUACUCGGAGAGAAGAAACAUUUUGGAGACUCGUAUCAACCCUGUGUUAUGGAUAACUCUCCACAAAAGUGGCUCUGAAAGAAAAUAAAAACAAAUUUAAUUUAGUGAAAUUAUUUCACUGAAAUAUCCCAUCAAAAGAAGCAGUCUAGUGAUUCGGUUGUGAAUGUUAAAGUUUGAUAAUUUUUGGGCUACAACGUUCUAAGUGUAUAUAAUAAAUUGAAAAAAGUUGUAGUGCUUAAGGAGUUUAAAUAAUAUUGUUCAAUUCUUGAACUUCAAAAGAAAAACGUAGUUACAUUUCAACUCGUUUCUUACCAAAAUUGUAUUCGUCGGGACAAAUCGAACUCGCUGAUAUUUUGACGAGAAGCUAAUCGGAAAAUUACGGUUUUUGUUUUGUUGCCUCAAAAAUUUUUAGCAACAAUUAACGCGAAUUCAACAAGCAUUGGUAAAACGUCUGUAAGGAGUUAAUAUCUAAAGCAGAAAGAGAAACAUAAAAAAUAUUGGACAAGUGAUGGAAGUAGCUUUUAAUUCGGUCGUGGCGUCCUCGACGCAUUCUUUUCAAUUGUUAGAUGGCCGAUAUGCGACAUUGUUGGAAAGUAAUAAGAACAAAAACAACAUUAAUACAGCAAAUAACGGCGUCAUUGGCGUUAGUCAAAGCAUUUUAAGUUUUUUUGAAGCACCUAAGAAAUUCAGUAAUGAUAGAGAGGCGAUAACGCUUAAAAACGCACUGAAUAUGAACACCAACAAUGACAAGGAAAUUGAUGUUCGGCAUUUGAUAGCAAACCAAGAAAGUCAACUUCAAUUACUCCAGUGCAAUAACAGUAAUCUGCCUUUGGAAAGUCAGAAGGCUACAAUUCCUUUAACAACUACGACUGACUUAUUGGCUGCUUUAAAAAUAACAAAUACAAAUACCAAAAUAAAUGAAAAUCGACAGAACAGUUCAAAUGCAUCGAACCUUACAAAAUCACCACCAUCAGCGCCGCUACCAACAUCUUUAAUUGUAGAAAAAACCACAACGAAUUCCCAUAGCUCAAUAUUGAAAGCAGUCUCAACUGGAACUCCAGGAAGAAGCAACAAUUCUGUGGUUAGUAUAGUCACCAAGAAUGGUUUACAAAUUCCGUCCGACAUACUUGAUGAUUUGGCAAGUCGUUUUAUUAUUAAUGUUCCUGAUAUGGAAUUGAGCAAUCUUAUUCGCAUUUGCUUUCAAAUUGAGUUAGCGCAUUGGUUUUACUUGGAUUUCUUUUGCGCUGCAUCUGGAGAUAACCCACACAGCGAAGAAUUGAAAAAAAGAAAAUUACCAACAUGUGGUAUGAAGCAGUUCGCGAUACAGAUAUUCAAGCAUAUUCCAUUUCUACGUGAACAUUUACCGUCGAUCGAUAAAAUAUUAGAUGAUUGGAAAAAUUAUAAACUCGCAGUUCCCACAUAUGGGGCUAUCUUAAUAUCUGAGGAUCUCAAUUAUUGCCUUUUAGUGCAAUCAUAUUUUGCAAAAAGUUCAUGGGGCUUUCCGAAAGGUAAAGUCAAUGAAACCGAAGAUCCGGUGCAUUGUGCCACAAGAGAAGUAUAUGAAGAGACUGGCUACGAUAUAACGAAAUUAAUAGUACCAAAUGACUACAUUGAGGCUGUUUUCAAUUAUCAAUAUACACGCUUGUAUAUAGUGCGCAACGUAUCACUUGAUACACAAUUCUCACCGCGAACUCGCAAUGAGAUAAAAUGCUGUGAUUGGUUUCCGAUCGACUCGCUGCCGGUCAAUAAAAAUGAUGCCAUAUCAAAAGCCAAAUUGGGUAUAAACGCCAAUUCAUUUUUUAUGAUAAUGCCAUUUGUUAAACGGCUUAAAAAGUGGGUACAUGAUAAGCGCUCGGGAAUAGAGACUAGACGUAAAUUUUCCGGUGGUGGCAGAAGUAUCUCGCCCGAAACAAUGAAUUCACCAACAUCACUGUGGACAACAGUAACGGCAGCCACCCCCACUACUCUAGGUGGAAGCAAUCAAAAUAAUAUAAACCAAAAGCAAACAAAUGUGAAUAAUAGUAGUAAGAAAAAUAAACAACAUACAAUUAACAUCGAUGAUAAGCCUAAAGCUUCAAAUAUUAAUGCAGGAACUACUUGUAAUAAUGGGAAUAAUAAUGGAAUACUUGCCAUACAAACAAGUACCAAUAAAAAUAAUAGUAAUCGUUCAAAAAGACAACGCCAUAAAUCUAUGGGGGAUUUGGAUUGUAAUUCAAAUAACAAUUUUAAAAAUUCAGUUCACGUAACAGCUGUUUCCGAUGGUGUUGAAUCGCCAACCGAACCAACAUUAAAAGUGGGAGACUCGGGCAACUGCAGAACAGCCCCCAACCAUAAACGCAAUGGCAGCUCAGCAAAACAUCUUGCUGCCGGCAAUAACAAUAAUAACACCCACAACAACGGUGUAGGCUGCACUCCAUCAAAACGCCAAUUGUCUCACAGUCAAAGUCAAAAUGGCUGCAACCAAAGUGGAGAAAAGAUUGUCAGCUCCUUCGAUUUGAUACGCAAAGAGAGACAACAGCAAUUGAAGGCAGCAGCUCAAGCUGAAAAGGCGGCAAAAGCACAAAGGCAGCAGCAACAACAACAACAAAGCAAUGCCAAUUGUAAUAACAGCGGACGGGUGCGCGCUAAAUCGCAGGGAGAUAAAAUGUGCGUGCAAAAUACUAAUAAAACUAACACCAACAGCAAUGGUGGCAACAACAAACAUCGUGUACAAAAACAAAUCUCAAUGAGUAUUGUCAACUCAAAUGCAACAGCCAAUAAUGAUAAUAACAAAAGCAAUCGUAACAAUAAUGCCACCCACAACACUGCCACCCAUAACACCAGAGUUGCAACAAGCCCUACAUCAUCGGCUUCCAGCUCUGGUGCAGAGCUACUGGCAUUUGCAGCCAAAUCAUCAGCGGCUCCUAGUAUGUCUGCAACAACGAAUUCGGCCCAGAAACCCCGUCCGGCAUCAGUAUCUUCACAUUUCGCAACAUCCCCUAAUUCGGUGGCUUCGGGCACGAAUUUGCGCAUACUAAAUCGCAGCACAUCUUAUCAGCCACUGACGGAACAACAAGAACUGCAGACAAAAACAAAGCAGCCAGAAGUUGAAAACAAUGAAGUGCCACGCCAGCAGCAAGCACAAUUGAAAUUCACACCAAGUUUCAAUUCGUGGACAAAUUUUUCAUUUACAAAAAAUUUUAUUGCAAACAUAUUUUGUUAGAAGUACACAAAUCGAUCUACUAGUAUGUUUAGUAGAAUUGCAGAUUGAUUGAAGAAGAGUGAGGUGAAAGCGGAAUUGUAUGCGUGAUUUUUAGGUUAAGUGUGCGAAGGGGGUAUCCAUUGGAGGGGGGGAACAUAAGAAGUUAAAAUUCUUGUAUUUGGUAUUAAAAUUUUUACGGUUUUACAACGAAUAUGUGAGCAUUUUCAAAAUAUCGAAGUGCAUGUUAUUGAUAAGCGAGUCUAUGCGAUGCUUGGUGAUAUCUGAGAUAUUUGAAAACAACAAUAUGUAUAUAAAGUUCCAAAAAUUAAACAGACAUUACUGACAUUGAAUAAUCAUUUAUUUGAAUAUGCUACAGGGAAUUUUAGCUUUUUAUGUUUUACCGCGCCAACACUUCGUGGAUGUAGCUGUUUUUUUUUCUAAGUGUACCUACUAGAAAAUCUACUACUUUAUUUCUAUUGAUUUUUUUUUCUAAUUUGAUAUUUUUUCUCUUAAUUUUUGUAAAACUGAAGCGUACAGACGAAAUCUAAGCUUGACUUCUAAUUUUAGUUUACUUUAUAAAUACAAAAAACAUUUUCUUUUAUUGGAAAACAACGAUUUUUCAAUACAUUUAUGAAACCUUAACAUGUAGAUCAUUGUGAAAUUUAGGUUAUCCCAAUGAACAAAUAUUAGGAUAAUUAUAAAUCAGUUGAUGAAAAUGCCACCUACAAAUAGUGAGAAACCGCUAGACGACUCAUAGGUAGGCCAAAGCGUAUAUGUAGCCAUAAAUUGAUGGUAUAUAUGUAUGUAAGAACUAACUUAACCAUCAUUUCAUUCCAUCAUCGUGCUCUACCAACGCCUUGUGAUAGUACAAUAAAUUUUACUUUUAGUUUUAAUGAUAACUCAUGUAUGUACUGAAAUGUAAAAAAAGUGCAAAGUAACUUGUCGUAUGCAGAAAUGAAAUGCCUAUUUUUGUCGCUCUAUAUAAAAAAUGCUCUUAUUAAGCUCUUCCAUUACCAAUAUUGAAGAUUAAUUUCAGUACAAAUUUUCUUACUGUUUUCAUGUGGCAUUUGAGCGCAAAAUAAUAAUUGUACAAAUGUACCUCGAGUUUAUUGCAUUUUUUACUAUUACUCAUAAUUAUGUUCAAAUUUCCUUGGACAAGAAAUUUAUUUACCGUAACAUAUUUUUGUUUGUGAUUUGUAAUAAUUAAACUUUUCCCGUUGAGUUCCUUUCUAGUUGUUUAACUUUCGACAUGAGUUAAAAGUGCAAAAUUACUUAGAAUACAUAAAUAUAACUGAAAUCGAACAAGAGGCACAUACUGCUGCGCCCUUUAGCACGAAAUUUAAUUAUAAUUUGAAGUCACCUUUAAAUGUAACUUGAAUUGGCUUUAAGAUGAAUGAAAGCAUUUUCACAAUUGAUAAAUUUUAAUUUAAUUUUUUUAUUCACUUUUAAGUAAAAGAAGUGCGAAUAUUUUUUGAUGUAGAAUCCGUUCGCAAAAAGAUGAAGAAGAAGAAUAAGAUGUCGGGAGUCGGUAUUAAUUGUGUUUGCACUUAUUAUUUACACCACGUUUAUUUUUUAUGGUUAAAAUUUUAAUUCUUUUGACACGCAUGCGUAAAAUUAAGCGCAUGUGCUAUAAUUAAAUACUAAGUUUUUAAGUAUAUAGACUGGUUAAAAUAAUAAUUCAUUUACUCGUACGUUUUAUAUGAAAAUUUUCUUUAAAAAAUCUUUAUAUAAAUGAAUUCUACUUCUAUUUUUUAUUUGAAAAUGCAAUAACUAUAUUUUAAUUUGUGUAUAUUUUAAUGAUAGUUCUAAAAAGUAAAAAGUGCAAGCACAUUUAAUACCAAAUGAGCCAAAUAACAAGUGUCGGUUUUAGAAAUCAUUUAAUACAUUUAUGCAACAUAUCGUUUGUUAAUGCUAUGCAAUAACACCUGAGUUAUAAGACUACAUUUUAAGAUUUAGUUUUAUAAAGAAUUUUAAUUACAAAUAACAUAUAGAAUGUGAGAGUGGUUUCUUCAACCGGCAUACGAUGAUUUGGCGCAUAAAAAAAUUUAAAAAACAAAAAAAAAAAAUGCUCACUCCUCACACAUUUCAAACAGUAUAACGCAAAAUAAACCAGCCCAUUCAUUGUCUAUUGACCAACCUAAAAACUUUAAAUCCAACACACUGCAAUAGCUUAAUAGUGAGCAAAUCCGAAACGCAAAACGACCCUUAAAACAAUAAACCAAAAAUUUGACAAAGUACAAAAUAAAAGACGAAUUUGUUACACUUUAGUAAAUGCCUGACAUAUACUUUAUCAAUAAAAUUUCUAAUUAGUUUGCAGGUCAAAAUGAACUUCCAUUUUUAUAACUUAAAAAAUAUUUUUACUAGCCACUUCAAUAAUAUCUUGUACAAUUAUGCUUACUUAGAUUCAAAGCUCUUAAUACUGUUAGCAACCCUUUGCCUUUUCAAUUAAGCUUGUAAAUUAGCAAUAGUGGAAGUUUAGUUGUCACCUGAGUGAGCAGAAGGAGUAAAUGCUUUAAUAUUUUUUUGUAAAAAAUACACGUGGUUAUGUGCAACAUUGAAAUAUUUCAGUAACACCAUCACCUUGUUACCUAUAAUCACAUUAUAUAACAUCUACCAGCUUAAGUGUGUGCUAAAUAUUGCUUUAAGUACGUUUAUUUAAUAGUGAAUUGUUGUUAUUGAGCGUAAUUACAUGCAAUGAUGUGAUAAGCCCAAAGAGCUAAUACUUACUAUUACUAAAUUUAGAGAUUAUAAAACUCAAACGAGACAUAUGUAUUUAAAUUUUAAAGUUAACGACGCAACCCAUAAAUUGCAACAAUUCAAAAUUACCAGUCACAAUUACAAAAAUAUGUUCUAAUUAAUACUACUUUAUAAAAUAUUUGUUGAAAAAUAUGACCUUCCUAUGAAUCAGCUUCAUUUAUUUAUCCUAUAAUGUAUUUAUUUAUGUAAUAAUAAGCUAUUAGCUAUCACCAAUUGAAAUAUUAAGUUAACAUUGUCCUAACGCCAUGCAUAAUUACUUUCCAAAAGUAUUUAGACUUUGUUCCUCUCCUGCUUGAUGCAAUUAGCUGAAUAUAUUUAACGUACACAAACUACGUUUAUGUGAGAAAAAUUUUGUAUAUAUAAACUGUUUCGAAAAUAUUGUAUUAUUAUGUGACACUAAUCAUUGUUAAAAAUUCUAAAUCAUCUGUGUUAAUAAAAGUCUUUUUUUAUUUUGUA
Bactrocera dorsalis (oriental fruit fly) is the source of this 6695-nucleotide messenger RNA. RefSeq lists its product as uncharacterized. Gene Ontology annotation, cellular component: P-body; cytoplasm. NCBI's taxonomy places the organism in Eukaryota, Metazoa, Arthropoda, Insecta, Diptera, Tephritidae. Gene Ontology annotation, biological process: nuclear-transcribed mRNA catabolic process, nonsense-mediated decay; deadenylation-dependent decapping of nuclear-transcribed mRNA. The coding region runs from base 810 to 3503 and encodes 897 amino acids. Gene Ontology annotation, molecular function: 5'-(N(7)-methylguanosine 5'-triphospho)-[mRNA] hydrolase activity; RNA binding; manganese ion binding. The transcript has 5 exons. The record is from RefSeq and is a predicted model, not a curated record.